CUUGAGAUAUCUACCCAGAAAUCGCAAAGAAUGGCAGAAGAGACAUCCGUGGAAGUAGCCCCAGCAGUGUCCCCAGCGGGGAAGAAGACCAAGGCCCCAAAAACCGCCAAGAAGCCUCGAGUGAAACCAACGCACCCAAAGACUUCUGAAAUGGUUAACAAUGCCAUUAAGGAUCUGAAGGAACGUGGUGGAUCAUCCCUGCAGGCCAUCAAGAAGUUCGUGGCAGCCAACUACAAGGUUGAUGCAGAGAAGUUGGCCCCAUUCAUCAGACGCUACCUGAAAUCCGCCGUGACAAGUGGAGCUCUGGUUCAGACAAAAGGAAAGGGAGCCUCGGGCUCAUUCAAGUUGGCUGGAGCAAAAGGCGAUAAGGCAGUAGCAAAGAAGCCCCGUGUGAAGAAAGCUUCUGGAGAGAAGAAAGUGAAGAAGGCUGCAUCACCCAAGAAGAAGGCAACUACUACAGCCAAGAAGGCAGUAGCAGCAAAGAAGCCAAGUGGUGAGAAGAAGAAGGCAGCUGCACCAAAGAAAGCUGCAGCAAAGAAGUCUGCUCCCAAACAAAAGUCCACAAAGGCAUCUACGAAAUCCACAGGAACAAAGCCAAAAGUUCCCAAGCCGAAGAAGGCUGGAUCACCGAAGAAAGCUGCACCAAAGAAGACAGCAGCCAAGAAGAAGUAACUUUCUUCAAAUCUCCUUUCAACUUCUCUUCCCACAUUGGGAAAAAAAACCUCACAAAAACAGCCCUUUUUAGGGCUAUCAAAUUUUUUUAUAAAGAGUUUUAACAAAUCUUGAUUCUUAAAAACACAAUUAAAUUAAUAUCUCUAAAA
Molecule: messenger RNA, 821 nt
Organism: Phlebotomus papatasi
Lineage: Eukaryota; Metazoa; Arthropoda; Insecta; Diptera; Psychodidae
Product: histone H1B-like
Exons: 1
Coding region: 31-672 (213 amino acids)
Biological process (GO): chromosome condensation; negative regulation of DNA recombination; nucleosome assembly
Cellular component (GO): nucleus; nucleosome
Molecular function (GO): double-stranded DNA binding; structural constituent of chromatin; nucleosomal DNA binding
Source: RefSeq, a predicted model, not a curated record